Molecule: messenger RNA, 865 nt
Organism: Anopheles merus
Lineage: Eukaryota; Metazoa; Arthropoda; Insecta; Diptera; Culicidae
Product: transcription factor 15-like
Exons: 2
Coding region: 22-411 (129 amino acids)
Biological process (GO): developmental process; regulation of transcription by RNA polymerase II
Molecular function (GO): protein dimerization activity; RNA polymerase II transcription regulatory region sequence-specific DNA binding; DNA-binding transcription factor activity, RNA polymerase II-specific
Source: RefSeq, a predicted model, not a curated record
CCGCACCGGGAGUGUGGAACGAUGAGCCGCAACCGACGCAGCACCAGCAGCACGUCCGGCGAUUCCGGCAAGGAUCCACAGCUGACCUUCGACCAGCGGCUGCAGGCGAACGCGCGCGAACGCUACCGAACACACAGUGUCAACUCCGCGUUCAACAAUUUGCGCCUGCUGAUACCGACGGAACCGCCCGACCGGAAGCUGUCCAAGAUCGAGACGCUCCGGCUGGCGAAGAGCUACAUCUCGCACCUGAUCGCCGUGCUCGUGACCGGCAACAGCCAGCGGCCCUGUGCCAGCACCAACCAGCGCCACCAGCCGACGGUGGGCGAGCCGGAUGGUACGGACGCGCAACCACCGCCCACCUACUAUCGCCAAUCAAUCUGCACGUUUUGCGUGACGCUCGACAAGUACUGAAGAAAGCGUCGUUUCGUUUCGUUGGCUGCAAAAAAGUGUUUGUUCGGUUAUUCGACUAGUGCACAACAAGUGUUUUUUUUUCUUUCCUAACUUUAUUACUAGUUACUUAGCUUUAAGCCAAAACCAAAACGGACGCACACAUGCACACACAUUGCAAUAGUAUUGUAAUGGUUAUAUACGUAAAAUCCUACCCCACGACGUGCCAAGUCAUUUAAUGUUUAAUCGUGACCAAAGUGUAAUUGUCAGUAUUGUGUGCCUGGGGCGCGGUUCACGCGCGUUUUGCUGUGUGAAAUAAAAUCUACAGCUCUUAGCGCAAUAGUUUUAAAGUACACAGAAGAACAAAACUGCCUCUCUGUCCUUCCCGUUUUCGUUUCAGUGUAGCGUAGACAUUUGCUGGGGUAAACUUAAAAUAUAACAAAUUAAAAAAUAAUAGUUCAGCAUGCCGCAGAAAGAA